UCGACCUCGCUUUCUCCCCUCCACAACACUUCGCUGCCCCUCAGAAUUCUCAUGGAGAUAGCUCAACCUGCCGCGACUCUUGCGAUCACAACAAAUACCAUGAACCCAGUUCGUGUCCACUGAUCUCAGCUAGCUGUCUUGUGUUUCUUCUCCAAUUUCGUUCUGCUUCAGCGUCAUCGUUGUGUUCUUUGCUACUGGCUACCUUGUGUUGCCAACCAAGUCUUGUUUCUCGACGCGUCCUCGACACUCGUCGCGAAAGCCUCACCUUUCUCACCUCCGUCGAAUCCCUCAUACCAUCUCCAACCGAACCAAUACCUGUCUCACCGAGCGGAACCUCAUCACCAUGUCGAACCCCACAAAUAAUGCGCAGCAAGAAAUGGAGGAUGUGGACAUGAUGGACGCAUCCCCAUAUGCCUCGCCUCAGGGAGCUCCACAAGUUUACACGUCCUAUGGCAUGGGUCUGAGCGAUCCCCACCGAGACCAUACUCCGCCGGGCAUGAAGAAAAUAGUGCCUUUUGGCGGAAGUCCUUAUCCUGGACUCAACAUCCAGGCCCUUCCCCCUCCCAAGGAGAAAAUGAAAGUACCCUUGUCCGCUAUGACUCGAUACGCCUCCCAGAAAUACCCCAACCAGAAACCUUUUCACUUCUCUGCCAACUCUGAACGUCAGCAGCAAUCGACUGGGCCCGUGCUUCCCCGCAUGGCAGAGGUCCAGGCUUAUCGCACGCCGGCUUCAUACAAACUAGCCUCGACCACCUAUGGCCCUGGCCUUGAUUAUUUCAACCGUGGUCAUUACUCAAACAUGGGAAUGUCCACUCAAUCGGACUUCUACAAGCUGGGCAAUAGCAAGUUGUACGAUUCGAAGAGGUGGAACACUACGGACCUCGGUCUUACCGGGCAGGCGCCGGGCUCCCAGAAGUGGAAUACCACCCAGAAUUCUUCAUUUACUGGCUUCAAGCCUACCGCACGACCUUUGGUCUCCCAGAACACCAGUCGUGGUUCGUCUUUUAGCAGCUUUGAUACCCAAAAGUCCACGGAUGAUGGCAAAGAAAAUAGCUUUGACUCCUUGACCUCAGUGUCAACAGCACCAUCGUACCUUCCCCAGAAACCUCCUGUUGGCAAAGCAACCAACAGGUUCGACAAUCUCACUACUUCCUCGACUGCGUCGUCGCUCCAGCCUAACGGACUUGUCACUAAUCGCAAACCGAAAUCCCUUGCCGAACUCCAGGCUGGAUACUAUCGAGAAAAGAAAGCCAUGCGAGAAGCGGGCUUGGAUUCACGCUCUGCUCCGUGGGCGCCUCAUACCGCAGCCGAAGAGCUGACACGCCCUUCUAGUAUGACAUAUGGAUCAUAUAGAUGUCUCGAUAGUGGUAGAUCGGUUGACGUCCCAGGGCCAUUCAAUGGCUCAUCGCACCAGCCUCGCGGAUAUCCCGCUGAUGGCAAUGCCAAUAGUUUCUCCAACCUUUCUCCUGGCCGCCCGAGCCUCUUCGCUGACCCGCCGAACAAGCCUCGCGGUGAUUCCGCUGAUGGCAAGGCAACUGAUACCUCAAACCCCCAUGGCCUUGUGAACCUCUUCGCUGGCCCGCCGAAUAGACCUCGCGGUGAUUCCGCUGAUGGCAAGGCGACUGAUCCAUCUAACCCCCAUGGCCUUGUGAACCUCUUCGCUGGCCCGCCGAACAAGCCUCGCGGUGAUUCCGCUGAUGGCAAGGCAACUGAUACCUCAAACCCCCAUGGCCUUGUGAACCUCUUCGCUGGCCCGCCGAAUAGACCCCGCGGUGAUUCCGCUGAUGGCAAGGCGACUGAUCCAUCUAACCCGUUCCUUGACGCCUCGCAACAUGCUUGCGAAAACCCUACUGAUGGUAUACCCACUGGUCUCUCAAACUUGUUCCCCAGUUCCCCGAAAUUCAACCCGCGCAAACGCGGCAACGCAGAUGACUUCAUGGCACUCUUUGGUGCUCCAUCUUCCCAGCCGCGCAAACGCCCAGUUGACGAGGAGAACCAGAAUGGGGAGUCCCAUACUGCGACUGCGGACUUUGCAAGUGGUUCCGUUUCGAAAUAUCGUCGGCUUAGUGGUGACGAUCCUAUUUGCACUGAAGGCGGUGAGGCCACUACAACUGAUCACGUUUCAACUGUGGCGCAGCGCACUUCGUUUGCCUCGCCCUCCCAUCCUGUUUUGGAGGCUACACCAUCUGCCACGCUCAGUUCACCUUCUAGCAUUGCAGGCCCUGAAACUCCUGUGAAUGCACGCCAAGCAACCAACUCAACCUCUAUGGACUCCGUACCAGGCUGCUGGCCGAUGACUCCUACAUCCACCCUCCACCAUUCCAUGCCCAACGUGGCUGCACAUACUGGAGACAUCUCUAUGUCAGGUGCACUAUCUCCGGCGCAGCCCGAGCGCUCCAACUCUCAGGACUCGCCAAAUAAUGGAAACAACGAAUUGCAACCAGUGCGUCCUGCUGAAGGGACAUGGAACAAUUACUACAUUACCUUGCAACAGGCAUACCUCGCCUUCCAACGCCAAAUGGCGCAGCCAGCUGCAAGUGCGUUUCGCGGUGCAUUCGGUGGCGCAAUGGCUGCUGCCAGUUCUGUAACCCAGCGAGUGAUGGCCAGUAACGUAACCCAAAGAGUGCUGGGCUAUGUUAGACAGCGCCGUCGUGAUCGUGCGCGUGCCCGCUCGCCUCCACCUGGCUCUUCACCUGUUCGCGCGAACACACGUAAUUUGUCUCCUGAACAGCGAGAACGUAUUCGAUCCAACCAAUGGAGAAGAGACCGAGGAUAUCCAGUAAAUGAUGAAUAUCCUUUCCCUGCACUCGCGUUCGACAGUCCUCAUAUUUCACCCACUCCAAAUUCUUCGAUUCAAACUGAGGAUAUCGAGUCACCGUCUACCCCUUCGAUUCAACUACAGCGUGAGAUAAUCCAGUCAACAGUGACUAACACUGACUCUGAGCGUAAUCGCAAACAUCCCGCCCACCCCGUUAUCCCACAUACCCCAGAACGGCCUCAAGCACCUAGGGCGGGUAUUCUGAAGCCCAGAAGUUCCCGCACUUUCCGCAGCUCGAGACAGCAAACCCAGGACAGAAUCCGCCGUACACGCGAGCUCAAUGAAGCACUACACAUUCAAGGCUUCAAUACCUCCGCCAGAACCAGCCACUCAAAGUCUGAGCAUAGGGUUCGCUUCCAAGAGCCUCUUGUCACUGUGUAUGGUUAUGAACCCCCGCUCACCCCGGAGCUUGCUCCCCACCUUCACCCGUCUCCGAACAAUGAACAUCCGAACAUAGAAUCUCUGAAGACUGGGCUUUCAAAGACUGAGUCUGCUGAAGCACUUGACGAAGAACAGAAGGAGAACAUUGCCCCUGAGCUGGUCGUUGAACAUGAUGAUUCUGUACCCCAGAAUGACUUUGUUCCCCAGCAUGACUUUCAUGACCUUGUUGUUGCGCGUGAUCACAUUUUCCAGGCGGAGCAAUUUGGCCCUGCCGCUGUCGUUGAACCCGUUGAACCUGCCGAGUCUGUUGAACCAUUUGUUGAUCCGUGGGCCCAGCCGCCGGAAUUCCCUUACGGCUCAGCCUUGUCUGCUGUCAGCCUCUUCUAUCCUCCUGACCGGAAGAUCCCGCCCGGACGCACUGAGUCUAUUUAUGCCGAUGAAUGGCGAAAACUCGAACAAGAGCAGCAACUAGAAGAGCGUUCUGAGAGAAUCAGACCCGAGGGGCCAGCUGUGCGUCCUUUGUCGGAGAAGUGGGAGAAGCGUGUUGAGGAUGCUAUGCGUAUGCCAAACAACAGAAAGAUCGUCGACACACUGUCGGGUGACCCCCUCACGAAGAGAGAUUUGGCCAGCUGCUUCACCCCGAUGGCAUGGCUGAACGAUGAAGUGAUCAACUCGUAUCUUGCUGUUAUCAUUGACUAUCUUCGUCGCGAGAAUAAUAACGACGGACGUCAUGACAAGCCUCGUUUCCAUGCAUUCAACUCUUUCUUCUUCUCCAACCUGCGCGACAAGGGCUACGAAUCUGUUCGGCGUUGGGCGACUCGUGCUAAGAUCGGCAAAAAAGAUCUACUGAACGUUGACACUGUUUUCAUACCGGUUCAUAACAGCUCUCACUGGACUCUCAUUGUCGUGAAACCCGCUGAUAGGACCAUUGAGCACUUCGACUCCCUCGGGUCGCUUUCCCGCCGCCACGUCGGCAUCGUCAAGACGUGGCUGCGCGGGGAACUCGGCGACCUCUUCGUCGAGGAGGAGUGGGCGGUCCUGCCGUCUGUCUCGCCCCAGCAAGACAACGGCAGCGACUGCGGGGUGUUCUUGCUGUCUACAGCAAAGGCCAUUGCGGCCAACAUCGACCCGCUGGCCUACGGGCCACAAGACACCCUUCUUCUUCGGAAGAAGAUUGUGGCGGAGUUGAUGAACGGGGGGUUGGAGGGAGACUUCGCUCCGAAAGAUGUGUACGGGGACGUCUUGUUGUAAGCGAGUCCCCUCCAAC
Aspergillus versicolor CBS 583.65 is the source of this 4466-nucleotide messenger RNA. Its product is annotated as SUMO protease ULP1. The transcript has a single exon. Gene Ontology annotation, molecular function: deSUMOylase activity. NCBI's taxonomy places the organism in Eukaryota, Fungi, Ascomycota, Eurotiomycetes, Eurotiales, Aspergillaceae. Gene Ontology annotation, cellular component: nucleus. Gene Ontology annotation, biological process: protein desumoylation. The coding region runs from base 344 to 4450 and encodes 1368 amino acids. The record is from RefSeq and is a predicted model, not a curated record.